AUGGCCACAAGUGUCGUCAGCAGAAGUGUCCUCUCCGGGCUCAGGAGCGUCCACUGCCUCACACUCCAGUCCGUGAGGCGCGUGUCUGUGUCCGGUGUAUGUGGCCCAAAGCUCCGCUCAUACGCGACCUCCAGGGACCAGGACCAGGCUGGGGGUCGGGACUAUGAUCAGGGCCGCCACAGCUCUUCUCUACUGCUCAGACGCGUGGGGCUGGGACUCUGUACGGUGGUUCUCUUGGAUCUCUACAGACGAAGAGGAGAACUGAGCUUUGGACAGUUUCUACCAGUAGUCCACUGUGCCUCACCCGUAAAGCCGGAUACUCCCCGAUUUAGAUACAAUUUUAUUGCUGAUGUGGUGGAAAAGUCCUCCCCGGCAGUGGUCUACAUUGAAAUUCUUGGCAGACACCCGUAUUCAGGACGAGAGGUUCCCGUUUCCAAUGGCUCCGGGUUCAUCAUCAGCAGAGAUGGUCUGAUUGUCACUAAUGCUCAUGUUGUAGCAAACAAACGAGGAGUCCGGGUCAAACUCACAAACGGCGACACGUACACCGCCACAGUCCAGGACGUUGAUCCUGUCGCCGACAUCGCCACCAUUAGAAUAUCUCCAAAGAAUCCGUUGCCCACUCUGCCUCUGGGGCACUCAUCCGAUGUGAGACAAGGCGAGUUUGUGGUGGCCAUGGGAAGUCCUUUUGCCUUACGCAACACCAUCACGUCUGGGAUUGUGAGCUCAGUUCAGAGAGGAAGCAAAGAGCUGGGCUUGUCCCACUCCGACAUCGAUUACAUUCAGACCGACGCACUUAUUGAUUUUGGUAAUUCUGGAGGCCCUCUCAUUAACCUGGACGGAGAGGUCAUUGGGAUCAACACCAUGAAAGUAACUGCAGGGAUAUCUUUUGCCAUUCCAUCUGACAGAGUACAAGUUUUUCUAGAUCAGGCAAACAGAAAGAACUCCCGACGGAACGGCUCAGAGAACAAGCGAAAGUACAUCGGCGUGACGAUGCUGACUCUCACUCCUCGCAUCAUCAGUGAGCUGAAGCUACGAGACGCCAUGUUCCCGGAUGUCACACACGGCAUCCUCAUCCACCGGAUCAUUGUGGGGUCCCCAGCCGACAGAGAUGGAAUGUUGCCGGGAGAUAUUGUGCUGGAGAUCAACGGCGCCAAAGUGAACACGGCGGAGGAUAUAUAUUCAGCCGUUCACAGAAACGACAGAAUCACUUUGAUGGUGCGACGAGGAAAUAAGCUGAUCGAUCUCCAAAUAACUCCAGAGAUCACGGACUGA
Messenger RNA from Knipowitschia caucasica, 1272 nucleotides. NCBI's taxonomy places the organism in Eukaryota, Metazoa, Chordata, Actinopteri, Gobiiformes, Gobiidae. The record is from the annotation of a GenBank genome assembly.